AUAUUUUUUCAGCCCUAAACUGCAUUUUUCUUUUUUAGCCCUUGACAUCAAAAAUUAUAUUGUGUGACAAUAACAUCAAAACUCCUACAUUGGUAUUACGUGUUAAUGGUAUCGUCGAAUUUUUUUAUUAACAUGUGCUAAUAGUAGAUACAUUUUUUUUUGCUACAUUUCAUUAACAAUUUGUAAAUAAUAGAAAAAAUAAUCAUAAUUAUUCUUCCCCAUAAGUAAUGGGAAUAAGAAGAAAUAGAAUACCAUAAACAAGGAAUGAGAAUCAGAUUAACUAGGAAAGAAUAGUUGAUCUAAUUUCCAUUUGUUAGGCUAUUUGAUGAAAGGAAUUUUAAGUGGAACUCACAUAUUAAAUGACUUUUUAUAUGUAAGUAAACCCAUAGAAAAUCAGUAAUGGAAAUCAUUCACUUUAUUCUUACUUCCAUUAGUUAUAAGUAGACGUGACAUAAGAGGGAAUAAUGAUCAUUUUCAAUACGCUUAAUUAUGCAUUAUAAAAUAAUUAUUAUGCAUUUACUUCUUUUAUUAGAGGAUUGAAGAAUGAUUAUUUUGAAGUGACAGUAACAUAACCCUGAAUUAAUUAUUAAUUUCUUUUUAGUUGAAUGCUGGGGUAUAAUUAAUUAUUUAAAACAACAUGAUAUAGCAUCUGUAAUUCACUUUUUUUUAAAAAUAAAUUGGAAGUCAAAGCGCGGAAAUUUGCGAGUCGAACUUCCAUUUUCAACUACCGCUUUAAUUUCCAACUGUUGUGGCGGUAGUCUUCUUCUUCUUAUUCCUCCUCCUCCUUUACAAUCAUCAGUUUCGAAAAUUCUGGUUAGAAGUUUAAGAAAUCUUUGGUCCCUUCUCCAUCAAAAGCCUUUACUUCAUUGUUGGUCUUCUUCUUCUAAUUUGUACCCUGUUAAUUGUUAUGUUCUGCAACCAUGCAUUCUGAAUCACAGAUGAAGCCCCAGUCAAAGAACCAGCAGCAGAGGAGUUGGGCUGAAAUGUGUUGUUUGGAUUGGUCGUGCCUACAGCUCUUCUGGCCCAGAGUCGUCAUGCGCAAAUGGCUCAACAUCUCCGGCAAAGAAUCCGAUUACAGCGCCGACACCGACGCCGAUUCCGACUGUGAUGCCGACUCCGAUACCCAAGAGUUUCCUCAACGGGGAAGAGAAUCAAGGUUUAAAGACAUUAAGGAAGAUGAGUCUGAGAGUGAUGAUGCUAGUGAAGCGCUUCCAAGGGUACGAAGACGAAAGUCAGAGACGUUCAGGGCACAGUAUAUAAACACUAAGGAAUUGAGAGUAUGUGCUACAACAUGGAAUGUCGGAGGAGAAAUUCCACCUGAUGACUUGGAUAUUGAUGGUUGGCUAGAUAUUAAUGAGCCAGCUGACUUUUAUGUGAUUGGCCUUCAGGAGAUUGUACCCUUAAAUGCUGGAAAUAUCUUUGGUGCUGAAGAUAGGCGCCCAAUCACUAAGUGGGAAACAAUUAUUCGUGAAGCACUGGAUAGAGUUCGACCUGCGGCAAGUAAGGUUAAAUCCUUUAGUGAUCCUCCAUCUCCAUCCAAGUAUAAGCCAUCUGGUGAUGUCCCUGAUAUAGAAGAGGAGAUGUUACUCCAAAGUGAUAGUGAUGUUGGUGAAGAAGUGCAUCCAUUGGAUGACGAACCCAAAGAUUUUGGUGACAGCAACGAUACAUCAAUCACUAGUGAAAUAGUGAAUGUUGAUUCUCGAGUUCCAGACUUUAGUGAUAGUAGCAAGCCACGCAUGCCAAUUGGCCAGGAUUUACAAAGGCAAAGUUCUUCUCCAAAGAGAUUAGAUAGGUUAUAUUGCUUGAGGACCGAUGAUUGUUCAUUAGAUGAAGAAACUUCUAGUAUCCAACAAAAUCGAAAGUUAACCAAAAUGCUUAGUGGGUCUGAAAGGAUUGGUUUGAGCUGGCCGGAGCCUCCAUUAAACUUGCUAUCUCAGCACUUGUUAGACAGACGAAAUUCCUUUCGAACAAUGAAGUCUUUCAAGUCCUCUAAGUCUUUCAGAACCCACAAUUCUUUCAAGUCAGCUACGAAUGACGUGACACCAGAAAUAGCUCUGCUUGCAGAGAUUGAUCUUGAGUCUCUAAUGAAACGGAAAAGAAGAUCAUCAUAUGUAAGGAUUGUAAGUAAGCAGAUGGUUGGGAUUUUCCUCACUGUAUGGGUUCGUAGGAGCUUGCGUAAACAUAUUCAGAACGUAAAGGUGUCUACUGUUGGUGUUGGUGUCAUGGGAUAUAUUGGUAACAAGGGAUCUAUAUCUGUCAGCAUGUCAGUGUAUCAGACGUUUUUUUGUUUUGUGUGCACUCACCUGACAGCAGGUGAGAAAGAUGGAGAUGAAAUAAAAAGGAAUGCUGAUGUGCAUGAAAUACAUCGAAGAACUCACUUUCAUUCAUUUUCUGAUAUUGGACUUCCCAGAAGUAUCUAUGAUCAUGAAAAAAUAAUUUGGUUGGGCGAUCUAAAUUAUCGCCUUAACUUGUCAUAUGAAAAAACACGAGAACUUAUCUCCAAAAAGGAGUGGUCCAAGUUGUUUGAGAACGACCAGCUUGCACGACAAUUUAAGAAAGGUCGUCCAUUUGAUGGAUGGUCUGAGGGUGUUCUGAAGUUUCCACCAACAUAUAAAUAUGAGGCUAAUUCAGAGAAGUACUACGGUGAUGAUCCGAAGACUGGGAGGCGGACUCCAGCAUGGUGUGACCGCAUUCUUUCUUAUGGCCGAGGAAUGAGGUUACUGAGCUAUAGAAGGGCUGAACUUAAACUUUCUGAUCAUCGACCAGUAACUGCCACAUAUAUGGCCGAGGUUGAGGUGUUCUCUUCUAGGAAGCUUCAACGGGCCCUCACAUUCACUGAUGCAGAGAUUGAAAAUGAGGAAAUCUCAAUGGAUAUGGGUAUUGAUGUUGGAAUGAACUGCUUAAAAUUGGAACAAGUGAGUACUUUGCUGCUAGGCAUGUGAAGUGAUUUUUAUAUGGAUAUUUCUGAUUGGGAGCGUUGAUGGAGGCUAAUGCACUCCAGGUGGGAGUUCCGACAACUUGUGAAAUUUUUUUCUUCGAAAUUUGCGAGUUACAUUCAUUCUUUGCCAUGAUUAAUUUGUCAACAACGCUCAACAGUGAUGCAUGUUGCAUUUAGAGUGUAAAUGUUAUAGUGGUUCUUGGCCAUUGGUCUCUGGAGCAUGUUAGUUGAGUUCAGUCAUAGAGCAUACAGGUUGUACAGUAAGUUGGAUUUAUACAUGUGUAUCAAUGUGUGUAUUGUAAUUUGUAUGAUCAACCUUCAUGAGAGAAGCUUUCUUAAGCUGUAUAGAAAUAAUACAUCUCAAUACAAAUUUUUAAUGCAAUCUUUUUGGAUGGUGUUCCAUGUUCAGAUCA
This is a messenger RNA of Prunus persica (peach), 3351 nucleotides long. RefSeq names its product type IV inositol polyphosphate 5-phosphatase 3. The transcript has 11 exons. Gene Ontology annotation, biological process: phosphatidylinositol dephosphorylation. Bases 921 to 2942 code for a protein of 673 amino acids. NCBI's taxonomy places the organism in Eukaryota, Viridiplantae, Streptophyta, Magnoliopsida, Rosales, Rosaceae. The record is from RefSeq and is a predicted model, not a curated record. Gene Ontology annotation, molecular function: inositol-polyphosphate 5-phosphatase activity; phosphatidylinositol-3,4,5-trisphosphate 5-phosphatase activity; phosphatidylinositol-4,5-bisphosphate 5-phosphatase activity.